Somion occarium is the source of this 837-nucleotide messenger RNA. NCBI's taxonomy places the organism in Eukaryota, Fungi, Basidiomycota, Agaricomycetes, Polyporales, Cerrenaceae. The record is from the annotation of a GenBank genome assembly.
GUCGACAUCCCUUUCACCAACCACUCACCUACGCCGCACCCUAGCAUCCAUGACGAGUCACGACGAACACCGCGAGGCUCAUGUCAGGAGUCUGCGCCUCGCGCUGGGCUCUAUCCUGUCGCCCAAACGUGUUUCGUCGACACGCUCCUCGGCCACUACUUCAGGAACAGCCAGUCCUCUUCACCCUUCGGUCUUCUCGACUCCUUCACUUUCAACCUCAUCAGAGGCGCCGCCUACCCCGCACGAUCGUCAUAACCAUCGACCAUCACGGGCCCCGAUCUCUCGCGCCCAGACUGAGUCCAAUUUGCCAGUCUUGUCGAAGCCACAAAUGCCGUCUCCUCUGGGUUCAGGCGACUCGUCGCCAGAAUGUCCAAGCUCCUCUCUUCCUGUCUCUUCCUCUAUUCCGGGCGGUGAGAUAGAAAACUCUUCCAGUCGAGCAGAUUUCAUUGGGACCCUGCAGUCAAAGAAGGCGUGGGAUGCUUUGAUACAUGGUUCUUUCGUAUGAGAUAACACCUCUGCGAGGAAUGUUAUAUAUAUUAGACGGUGUUCGUGAGUACUUGUGCUUUAGUUCGUUUUGUAUCAUACCGUUUGUUAUAAUCCAUUAGGUUGGAUUUGGGACUAUCGCUACUGAUGUAUGACCCCUGAAUGCUUACACUACUCGGGACCUGAUGCCCAAGACUGAUCUUGCGCUUUGAAGUUGAUGCUGACGUUUACCAUGAUCUUCCUUGGCUAUUUACAGACUCUUCACUUUCAAAUUCAAUCUGUGUGAGACUGUGCCAGCGCGGUAAACAAAUCCUGUUGUAAAGCAUACGACCAUCAGUGGUCAGUUAAUACCAA